Molecule: messenger RNA, 686 nt
Organism: Nanorana parkeri
Lineage: Eukaryota; Metazoa; Chordata; Amphibia; Anura; Dicroglossidae
Gene: PTH2
Product: parathyroid hormone 2
Exons: 3
Coding region: 82-630 (182 amino acids)
Biological process (GO): neuropeptide signaling pathway
Cellular component (GO): extracellular region
Source: RefSeq, a predicted model, not a curated record
AAUCAUUGCACUUCAUAGAGGCUCCUCAAGACAAAAAUUGAAGAAGAUAAAGAUAGACUAAUCAGUUACAUUGCACAGGGCAUGGAAAGAAGAGCUGCUGGGCGAAGUUUCUUUCUGAUCACAGUCCUUCUGGGGUACUGCAUUGUGUUGUCAUCUCCAGCCAUAAUCCGGAAUCCAAACAGACUUUGGAAAAUAGAUCUUUCUGACCAGUCAAUAAAUAAUAAACAGAGAAACCCCUUUAUGACUGGACCAGACUCCUGGAACCAGCAGCUCCCUUCCAUAUUAUUACACAACUGGAGUGUUAAAAUGUUACCAUCAAAUGUUCUUCCCAAUGAACCCACUGAAGAGAGAGCCAGAAAGUUACUUCUGCAGCCCAUCGCCAGGCAGAUUCUGUUUGGCUCUAAUGAGAUAGCCAGAAAGGUAUUGCCAAAUGAUGUCGAGAUCAGCAGAGCAAUCUUUGACCAGAGAUGGCUUCCUCCAUGGCCUGCAAGUGAAGAGCUGGAUAAAAGGAACAUUGUGGUGGCUGAUGAUGCUGCUUUCCGAGAGAAGAGCAAAAUGUUAACUGCUAUGGAGAGACAGAAGUGGCUCAACUCAUACAUGCAGAAACUUCUGGUAGUGAACUCCACUUAACCAAUGUUCCCUGGAUAGCUGUGCAUCAUGUGCUUUAAGAAUAUAUUCACUAAAAU